Pipra filicauda (Wire-tailed manakin) is the source of this 3768-nucleotide messenger RNA. RefSeq names its product C2 calcium dependent domain containing 4C (gene C2CD4C). The transcript has 2 exons. The record is from RefSeq and is a predicted model, not a curated record. The coding region runs from base 58 to 1317 and encodes 419 amino acids. NCBI's taxonomy places the organism in Eukaryota, Metazoa, Chordata, Aves, Passeriformes, Pipridae.
CCCGGCGACGUCCCGCUCGCGACGGCGCCGGUCGGUCACCCCACACCUGGCAGCAAGAUGUGGCUUCUGGAGCGGCUGCGGGGGGUGGCGGAGAACGGCGGAUCUCGGGGAGCGGGGCCGGAAGAAUCCCCGCGGGGGUCCCGCUACAGCAACGUCCUCACCCCCGACAAGAUCCCCGACUUCUUCAUCCCGCCCAAGCUGAGCGCGGCGCCCGCGGAGGCCGAGGGCUCCGAGCUCCCCGCAGCGGCUGCCCUGGGCUCCUCAGUCUCAGAGCAGGACCUGGCCGGGCGCAAGCCCCCGCGCAGUCCCCGCCCGUCCAGCCGGUCCCGGUCCCGGGCGGCCGGCCGGCACAUCAUCCAGAUCGAGACCGCCGAGGACUGGACGGCCGAGGGGAGCUGCGGCACCAACGUAGACCCGCAGGCACAGACGGCCAUGUCGCUGCCCUAUGUGCCCAAGGCACAGACCUCCUAUGGCUUUGCCACGCUGAUGGAGAGCCCCCACACGCGGCGCAAAGAGUCGCUCUUCCACAGCGAGCACAGCAGCCUCUGCCCCUCGCCCGUCACCUCUCCCAGCGCCCAGCGCAGAGCCAAGCUCAACGGCGAGAGCAGCCCCCGGGGACCUGCCGACCUGGGCGCAGCCCUCAUGCACCCUGGCCGCUACUUCAGCGGCGGUGAGAGCGACACGUGCUCCUCAGCCGAAUCCUCGCCCUUUGGCUCCCCACUGCUCUCCCGCUCCGUCUCCCUGCUGAAGCUUUUCAGCCAGGAGAGCCAGUCCAAGGUCAUCAAGCUGAAGCAGUCGGUGGCCCGCAACAGCUCACUGUCUACCGACGACAGCUCAGCCGACACCAGCCCCAGCGCUCAGCGCCGUGCCAGGAGCACCCCGGCCGGAGCACAGCCGCCCACAGCCCUGCUGCCCCUGGACCUGCCGCCGGGCCGGGACCGGGAGCACAGCCUGCGGCUGAGCCGGGGUGGGAGCCUGCGCCUGGCUGCCGAGUAUGACCCCUCCAACGCCCGGCUGCGCGUGCGCCUCGUCUCUGCCGAGGACCUCUACGAUGCCCUCGUCGACCUGCGCAGCAUCAACUGCUGCGUCUCGCUGUGCCUCAACCCUGGGAAGCUGCAGAAGCAGCGCAGCACCAUUGUCAAGAACAGCCGCAACCCCAUCUUCAACGAGGACUUCUUCUUCGAUGGGCUGGGCCCCGGCCAUGCCAGGAAGAUGUCCCUGAAGCUCAAGGUGGUCAACAAGGGCAGCAGCCUUAAGCGGGACACGCUGCUGGGGGAGAAGGAGCUGCCUCUCACCGCCCUGCUGUCCUGCUUGUAGGUGCCUGCUGGCAGCCCUGGAGGGAGCCCACCCACCUGUGGGGCUGGGGUGAGGGGGGUAGGCUGGCUCUGUCCCCCAGUCCCGCUGGAGGAGGGUUUGGAAGGGCCUCCUGAGGAGGGACAGGGCUGUGGCAGAGCAUGGGGAUCCCCAGAAACAAUGCUGCUGUGGGGCUCUGCCAGCACCAGCCCUCCUGUGACAGGGCAGGAAGGGCUGGCAGCCACAGCCUCUGCCCCAGCUCCCCCCCCAGCUCCUGCCUGGGGCUGCAUCUCCUGGAGCCCAGCAGGAAGUGGGGAGCCUCCAGUCCAGUCCCCACCAGGAAUGAUGGAAACACCUGGUGGCCUCUUCUUUCCCUGUGCCUGUGGUCUCCAGCUGGCUGCCACUUAAGUUGGAGGUGGGUAGAUCUCUGUAGCACACUUAUUGCCACCUCCCAAAGCCCCAGCUCCUGGAGUCAGGUGACAGCAUUGAUCUCAGCUUUAAUUUAAAAGACAAGUUUCUAGUCUUGGAAUCCGUGAAGAAAAUACUGCAGAGGUGAGCUGAGAGUGGGCCGAGGGCAGUCACCCUGGGGGAGGAGUCAGGUUUGUGGCUUUUGAGCCUUUCCUGGACUCCUCCCAGCCCUGCAGGGCUGCAGAGAUGCACAAGUCAGCUUGGUCUGACACCUGCAGCCUCCUGGGCCACCCUUCGUGCCCACCCCAGCACUGUCCACCACUGCUGACCCCUGUGGAAAACUGCCCAUGGAGCUUCAGGGGCUUUGGGUUUGCACAAAUCCAGGAGGCUGCCUAUGCCUGUCCUCUGCCCGCAGGAGGGAGAUGCCAGGGGCUGGCAUCCCUCUCCCUGCGCACACAGGUGGUCCCAGUCAGUGUCCCAGAAGAUGUGCUUGCUGACAAAGGCCGAGGUGACAAGAGUAGCCCUCCCUGAGUGCUGGGACCAUCCCAGAUGAGGCUGGGCAGGGGGGCAGGCUGAGGUUCCACAACCCUCUGCCCUCCCUUGCCCUGUGGGCUUAGAGUUUUGCGAAUGGCUGCACCCACUGAGCAGGAGGGAUGUGCCCUGUGAGGCCACCAGGCUCCUGUGCCCAGAGCGAUCUGGCUCCCCAGAGGGACCGGUCUGGCUCUCAGUUUCUCUUUGGGAGGGAACGAGGUACUCCCAACCCUUCCCAUCCUACCCUGCCAUCCUGGCUAACUGGCCUGAGACAGUGGGAGCGGGGAAGAUGCCAGCUGGGGCAUUUUUGUGGGUAGAUAAAAUCCGCCGCGUUGUUGUUUGGUGUGGUGUCACCCAUCGUGUCGGGCUCUGCAUGUUUCUGUGCAGGGAGCAGGAUUCGCAGCGCUCCCAUCCCCUGUUGCAACAUGUGUGGACACACAUGCACACACGUGUCCCUCUGUGUUAACCUCUGUGUUGGCAGUAGAUGUUCCUUCCUUGUCCUUUGCAGCAGAUGGCAGAUCUCAGUGUUGGCUAUUUAUAUCUGAGGCUGAUCUUUUGCAGUGUUUCACUUUUGUCUGUAAAUACGUUUCAGGUAUGCGAGGCAUGGUUCUGAUCGCACCGUGUUUGCAUGUCGGGGGAAUUUGGGAUUUUGGGUGAUCGUGGCUGUUUGUUGAGCUUGUGGCUGAAAACAAACCAUGCAGGACAUAAGGAGCAGACAUGUCCCUCCUUCACAGGGAGUUUCCCACCUGAGCCUUCCCAACACUCCCCGAGAUGAUCCUCGGCCCCCAGGUACCCAGGCUCAUCCUGGGGGCAGAUGGGGACUCUGCGGAAGGUGGGACAGGGAGAUAGGCCACAACCCUGGGUGCAGGGUGAACAUCCUGCCCCUGAGCAGAUCUGGGGCAGGAAGGGGACCCUGCCCAGCUGGCUGCUGCCUGACAGACCCCUACACUCCCCACCAGUAGCUUGCGCUCCCUGGGGUGCUGUGCCUGUGAGGGGUUGGGGGGACCUGGAUGCUGCUGGCGGGGGUGGACCCAGAAGGCUGCAAGGGGAGGGGGAACAAGAGCUGGGCAAAAAUUCUGGUGCUCUGAGAGGUUUGAGGGGUGACACAUCCCCCACAGAAGAGUUGUGUGCCUUUGGGUUUGGGAAAGGGGGAUGCUGAGAGCAGAGCCCUGGGAUGCUCCUUGGGUUGGGGCUGGCCCUGGAGGGACAUUCAAGGACCUGGGGACUGUUGUCCUGCCCCACCCAUCUUAUCCCAAGGCUGUCUCUCCAAAGUCAGGUGUGUGGCCACGCAAUGAGCCCUGGGAUGUGGUGCUGCGAGCCCUGCUCUGUGCUAGGCUGGCAGCGUGGGAGCCAGGACUGUUGCCUGGCUGGGUCUCUCCUCUGCUGGAGCUAUUUUCUAUUGUUCCUGCUUUGAUAUUUUUGUGUCUGGAUUUAAUGAUGCAUUUUUGGAGUGAAAAAUAUAUUAAUACCUGAAUGGAAUGUUUCUUUACAGAUGAUUUCCUCUUUUUAGUGCAAUAAAGUAAUUUCUAAAACAGA